GUCGUACUAUGCACCGUGUGAUGCUGUAAACAAGAUUUUCACGGACAGAUCUGUGAAGAGAUCCACUGUUUUUGGUGUAGCUAAUGUUUACGAAAGCACAAAAUGCAAACGCUCCGGGAGGAACAGGGUCCCCCUCUUCCUCUGUCGUCUCUGCGUCUUUUUGUUCCGCCACUGCGGCUGGUGUGUGCAGCUCUGUGGCAGGUGAUCGAGCGGAGAGACAUCAUGGACUAUGGGCUGCUGGAGGAGUUUGCCACCACCGUGUUGGAAAUAGUCCCGGAGCUAAUGAGUUACAGAGAGAGGGUCCAGCUCCUCCUGGGACUAAGAGCACGGCUGGUCCUAGAGUUAUGUCGCUGUGAUGAUGAGUUGUGUCGCCCUGACACCGUUCAGCCACACCUGAACAGGAUGAGGAGCUGUGUCUCCAAUCAUAAGGGAGAGGUUUCAGAUCCAAAUGUGGAAGCAUCAGAGGCGAGCUUCAGGAAGUUGAUUGAAACCCUAAUGGAGGAGCCAAAGGAGAGGGAACUCUUCUUCCAGAAUGUUUUUCCAGAGGAGUUUGGCCCCAAGUAUGACUCAACACUGCAGAUGCUUGUGUGGGAGUUCCUGUCCAGACUGGACAAAGUGCUUCCUCCUCCAAACAUUAAACAGACUGCAUCGUGGCUCAACCUGGCCCCUGCUCUCUUAGAGGAGUGUGUGCAGUCGGUGGCUCACCCUGAGCCAUUACAGGCUCUCCUCCAUCACCAUAAAAAUGGAAAACAGUUAGACACCAAUGCUCUAAGGUCCACUGGUGGUGACUACAUCCUCUCUUCACUGUCUUCCCCUACCUCUGUGAAGGAAGAAAGUGCCUCUUACCAAGCUGGCCCAGAGAGACAGUCCUAUCCCACCAUGCAGGGAUAUCAAAGCCCUUUCCCAUGUGAUGAACCAGAGAUGAGCUGGGACUGCAGAAUGGCAGAUCGUAGGGUCUGGACUGUAAAGCCACCAGCUGGUUCUGCUUCUGUGGAGGUCGAGGUCGAGACUAGAGACGACGCCACUGAUAUAAUGGUUAAACGCAAGACAAUCUUCAAGGAGUCGAUCAAAGAGACUAGGAGAGAAGAAGCUGUUCUCUGCCCUCAGACACGCAGCGGGCUGAAAACCAGCCGCUUGGCAGCUGCCUGUCUGCGCCGUCAGCCUGUACUGCGUUUGAACAGGCUUGACAUGAACAAUAUGCCGUUCCCCAAGUCCUUGCUAACACUGAUUCUAAGGAGGGGGAGACUGCAGGCUGAGACGACGAGACGCCCAGGACCGAAAAGAAGAGGCAGGAAGAAAAAACGGAGACGAGGACGUGGUGUUGCAAACGAGCAGAUUGAAACAGACACACUGGACGUAAGCGACACGCCGCUACCCAAGUCAUCACUAACACUGACCCUAAAGAGAGGGAUAGUGCAGGCUGAGGCGACGAGUUCCCAGGUACCGAAAAAGAGAGGCAGAAAGAAAGGACAGAAAAUGGGACCUGGUAUCACAAGGUUAAAGAUCGAAAAGGUUGGAGUACAUACGCUUGACAUUAGCGAUAUGUCAUUGCCCAAGACCUCGCUAAAGCUGAUCAUAAGGAGAGGGAAGCUGCAGGCCGAGGCAACGGACAGAAAAGAUGGACAGAAAAGAAGAGGCAGAAAGAAAAAAUGGAGGAGAGGAAGUGGUGUCAGAAAUGAGAAGACUGGAGCAAAGGGUGUGAAAAGAGAGCGGUCACCUGAGACUGAGGAAGAUGCCGAACCAUCAGAUAAUGAACUUUGGACCACUGUCAAUAAAGGGGCCACUGUCGAUGAGUCUGGUGGAGUCCGUCCUUCUCCUCAUUGUCCAUCAUCUCAUAAGAGGGAGGAGGAAUUGCAACAGCCCAUACAGAACUUUCACUCAGAGGAGCACAGUGGUCAUAUGGCCAAAGGGCAGAACAGAGAGGAACGCUCAGAGAGUGUACCUCAGGACUCUCUAACUCCUGAGCCAUCCAACAGCUCUCACAAAAGAAGCUUUCGCUCAGAGGAGCACAGAGGACAUAUGGCAGAAGGGCAGAACAGAAAAGAACGCUCAGAGAGUGUACCUCAGGACUCUCUAACUCCUGAGCCAUCCAACAGCUCUCACAAAAGAAGCUUUCGCUCAGAGGAGCACAGAGGACAUAUGGCAGAAGGGCAGAACAGAAAAGAACGCUCAGAGAGUGAACCUCAGGACUCUCUAACUCCUGAGCCAUCCAACAGCUCUCACAAGAGAAGCCAACGCGUCAAAGCAUGCUCUUUCUGUGGCAAGACUUUCACUGACACACUGGGCUUGACAAGACACAUGCGAUCUCACAUUGAGCAGAUGCCACAUCAAUGCACCCAGUGUGGGAUAGAUUUUGAAUUCAGUGAGGACUUAGAGGAACACCAGAAGCAUGGCUGUGAGAUGAACAAAAAGGAUAAUAGUGAGGAAAAUGGUGAUGACUAUUGUGGGAGAACUGUACAGCAAAAACCUGAUCUGAAAAAAAAAACCUGAUCUAAAAAGAGG
Molecule: messenger RNA, 2502 nt
Organism: Oncorhynchus gorbuscha (pink salmon)
Lineage: Eukaryota; Metazoa; Chordata; Actinopteri; Salmoniformes; Salmonidae
Exons: 9
Coding region: 103-2490 (795 amino acids)
Biological process (GO): telomere capping; regulation of telomere maintenance via telomere lengthening
Cellular component (GO): shelterin complex
Molecular function (GO): telomeric repeat DNA binding
Source: RefSeq, a predicted model, not a curated record